UUCAACACAAAACAAAACUCGCACUUGCCCAAUAAUAGCGUAAGCCUCUUCUUUUUCGGUUCGCAAUUCGAUCAUAUUGAACGGUUUAAAAUGUGAGUGAACCCCAGAAGCAAUUCUGAGAUGGCCCAAUAUCACCUGAUCUCGACCCACAUCCUACUUUUGGCAAUCGGAAUCAUCCUUCUUGUCUUGGGACUGGUCCACAAUGAGGCGUGUCCGGUGGAGACCGCCCUUCCAAAUUGGAUGCUUUUGUCCGGCUCCGUCCUGGCCGUAAUAUCCGUUCUUGUAUUAGUGCAUCAGACCUGCCUGGUUUGUAAUUGCUUUCAGCGUUGCCAAAGAAGACAACCAACCAAGACCACAUUGGGCAAUGUAAUAUGUGGGUGUACUUUUUUCACCUUUUUUAUGAUCGGAUUUCUCAUCCUUUUUGGCUUGUGGAUUGCCGGCUCCUACUUUGUGGUAAGGGCUAUACGAGCAAUCAGAGUCCCUGAUGCUGAAAGUCACAAUUCCGAAAAGGCCUGCUCGUUGAGUCUCGUUCUCCCUGCUGGAAUUUCCAUUCUUUUGGUGUGGAUACUCUUUCUGGCCGGAAUAGUUCGGUUCUUGCUCAUAAUUUUCCAGUCUCGACCCACGACCAAUCGUCUGAAAAAGGAGCCAAUUUAUGACGAGGUUCAUCGGGAUGACAAUUACCUCUGAUUACGCCGAUCUAAUCUAAAGCAAUUUGUAUUCAUAAGAGAAAUCGAAAACAAUGAAUGACCGCAACUGAGAUCUAAAA
Molecule: messenger RNA, 766 nt
Organism: Tigriopus californicus
Lineage: Eukaryota; Metazoa; Arthropoda; Copepoda; Harpacticoida; Harpacticidae
Exons: 2
Coding region: 121-687 (188 amino acids)
Source: RefSeq, a predicted model, not a curated record